This is a messenger RNA of Aspergillus homomorphus CBS 101889, 832 nucleotides long. RefSeq lists its product as uncharacterized. The transcript has a single exon. Lineage: Eukaryota; Fungi; Ascomycota; Eurotiomycetes; Eurotiales; Aspergillaceae. Bases 180 to 830 code for a protein of 216 amino acids. The record is from RefSeq and is a predicted model, not a curated record.
CUGGGCCUUUGUUACUCUUCACUCUAUGCCCCGCGAAAGCCAACGCGCACUUGAGAAAUUUCUUAGCCUCUCAACUACGCUUCACGCGGCUUUUAUAAUCGUGUGUUGAUGCAUGGCUACUCUCACGUCUCUUAAAACUGACUUGGACUAGAAGCAGUCACCCCACGCCGGACACCGAGAUGAACGGUAACACGGUGAUCGCAGCUAUUCUCCUCCCUCUGCUCUUAUCUCUCAUAGUCGGCGCCUACCUCUUCAACAUAUGGUGGUCUAAGCAGCUCAGAGACCGCGGAGUGAGACAUCGUCAAGGGGCUCACGAGCUGGUCACCCUCACCCAGUCGAACACCAGAGCCGGAGGGAGACGCUGGGUGGAAGUGCGUGUCAGAGAAUCAGGCAAUGACCGUCUGAAUCCAGCUCCUCAGGCGAUACCCGAACAGGCUACACGAGCUCCUCCGAGGCGCGAGCGCGAUACAGAACGCAGAGUGGAGACCCAGAAGAAUGAUGAUCAGUGGCCGACAACAUUUCCUAAUGACGAUAAUGAUAACAAUCCACCUCAUCCUUUUCACGACGUUCCUGCCCCUGUUCCUGCUCCUCAAACCCCGAAUCAAUCGCCGCCCUCCUCUUGGCAUCAGCCUCAGUCUCAGACAUGGAAGCAGUCGCCUGAACGUCAGCAGGAGGUGGAGGAACUCAGAGGCAACCUGCAAGCUGCAUUCGCGGAGCAUAGAAACUCGAGAGCAGGGAGCAAGGUUGAUCAUCGAGCUAAUAAAGAGAAUGAGUGGGAAAUGCCGGCGGACAAAAAUCCGGCUGGUGAGCCUCAGACCACCGAGUGGUAAUG